Protopolystoma xenopodis is the source of this 1107-nucleotide messenger RNA. NCBI's taxonomy places the organism in Eukaryota, Metazoa, Platyhelminthes, Monogenea, Polystomatidea, Polystomatidae. The record is from the annotation of a GenBank genome assembly.
AUGAUUGAUAAUUGGAAAUUGCAAAAGUACUCUCCUUCUGAUUCCCCCAAGCUUUGGGAAAAGCAGUUGACCCGUCGUGGCGGUAUACGCUUCCAUCCAAUCCUAUGUCUUCAGGUUGCUGGAACUGAGCUUAAUAAACAGCUUAUUACUUUCGCCAAAGAAGUUAUAGCCUAUCGAAAAGCAGCUGCUGAAAGUCGGGCCAAACGCGCGGCAGAAGCUAAUCAGAUUUCUUCAGUUUCCAUUUGUUCCACGAGUCUCACAACUCUUAUAUGUGUCAUUGAUGAUGAUACAGAACUGGGCCAAGAGGCUACCCGUAUCUUGGCCUCAAUUGGCCGUGAGAGAGUUGGCCCACCCCAUUCCAGACAGCAAGGUCAGUUUGACUCAAGCACUAGCCGAGAGGAAUAUGAGGGUGAAAUGGGUGCUCUGAUCCGCGACUACCUUGAUUUCCGUAAAUUGAUCCUUACUAUUGACCCACCUAGCGGGCCGGAUGAUGACCUACCCUCAGGCAGCUUGCCUGGCUUAACUUGUUCUGGUUCUGGGACUUCUGCUUCUGCAGCUCAAAGUGGUGUUGUUGGUCAGACCAGUCUAGUCGUGAAUUUCCCCCAACAAGUAAUGCCAAUGACGACUGGCUCGGGCCAGGUCAUCACAAACCCAUCUGCUGGAGUGCAGAUGGCACAGAUGAUGUCUAUGCAAGCUCUCCAGCAACUUCAGCAACAACAACAGCAUUUGUUGGUAACAGGCCAGUACGUGCCGGGCCAGCUAGGAAAUCGGAAUUCAGACGAUGUUAUACUCGUCGGCACCUCAGGCGGACCUCUGCUUCAGCCUACCGAUCAGGUGAGCCAGCUUAUUCUUCCAGCGGGUCAAGCUGCUGCGCACAUGAUGCAGCUUCGCGGCCAAAUGGUGGCGCCACAUCAGGCAGCUCUUCAGCAACAACAACAGCAACAACUCUUUUAUGUCCAGCAGCAGCAACACCAACAGACACAGCAGCGACAUGGUAAGUAUUGUAGUCAACUUUUCCUACUCGUAAUCCUAGAGAUAGGCUCUAAAAUAGGCGAGAUUCAAAAACGACAUAGUUGGUAUCCAGUAGUGACCUUGAUUCAAAAAUAA